Messenger RNA from Ctenocephalides felis (cat flea), 1266 nucleotides. RefSeq names its product zinc finger protein 761-like. Gene Ontology annotation, cellular component: nucleus. Gene Ontology annotation, molecular function: RNA polymerase II cis-regulatory region sequence-specific DNA binding; zinc ion binding; DNA-binding transcription factor activity, RNA polymerase II-specific. The record is from RefSeq and is a predicted model, not a curated record. Lineage: Eukaryota; Metazoa; Arthropoda; Insecta; Siphonaptera; Pulicidae. Gene Ontology annotation, biological process: regulation of transcription by RNA polymerase II. The coding region runs from base 163 to 1140 and encodes 325 amino acids. The transcript has 2 exons.
AGUAAACAUUAUGUUUAAAAUUGCUAAAACAACAAAUUUAGAUUGUUCUUAUAUAUUAUGCAAAUAAUAAAAAUACGUGACAUUGUCGAGUUGGCUUAAAAUAUAUUGCCAUUUUAUAUGCAACUGUAUUUAUGGUCGUAAUUAUAACAUUAACCUCAAGAAAUGACGCCUGACGAAUUCAGUAGAGUUUGUAGAGUGUGCAUGAUAGAAAAUGGCGAAAUAGAUAUAUUUAUUAAUGCAUUAGAAGAUACUAGUUUAAUUCAGGAUGCGAUUGUUAUGUUGACUUCUUUAAAGAUUUCAGAAAAUGAUGGCUUCCCAAAGCAAAUUUGUUCCAUGUGUUUAGAAGAAUUAAGAGUAGCUGCUUCAUUUAGAGAGAAAUGUCUGAAAUCAGAUAGAAAAUUACAUGUGUGUUACUCUAAUUAUAUCUCGAUAAAAAAUGAAAUAGAUUUGGAAGACAAGAAUAAAAAUCAUCAUGUUGAUCAUGAUUACGCUGAAAACAUAGACGUACCUAUUAGUUCCUUAUUCAAUCAGGAAGUAAUAAUAAAAUCAGAACCUCAUAAUGCUGAAGUCGAAUAUAAUUGUCAGUUUUGCAUAGAUACUUUCUCAUCUGUACAAGAGCUUGAAAAGCAUGUAAAAAAGCACAAGAAAAAUAAAUCAUAUCAGUGUCAAGUGUGCUAUAAAUUAUUUACUCAGAAAUCGCACCUUCAAAGACAUUUAUUAAUACAUACAAAUGUUAAACCUUUUUCUUGUGACAUUUGUAAAAAGAGUUUUAAACAAAAACCACAUUUAGUAAGGCACAUUUCGCUACAUACUGGUUUCAAGCCUUUUCAGUGUGAAGUUUGUGGAAAAAAAUUCGUGACCCCAUCUGAUUUAAAUAAACAUUUAGUGAUUCAUCUGGGCACAAGACCAUUUCAGUGUGAAAUUUGUGGAAAAUCUUAUAAUAAUACAUCUGACUUAAAUAAACAUCAUGCUAAAAUACAUAAUAAAAAUCCUGCAAGACUCAUGUGUGAAAUAUGUAAAUUGAAAUGCGAGACGAAGAAGGAGUUAAACCAACAUAUGCUAGUGCAUUGUAAUUCCGAAAAGAUCUGGACUAAAUUGAAUAUAAAUACUAAAAACAGAAGAAGUGAAAAAGAACUUUGAUUUCUUCGAAAUAAGUGAGUGGUUGUUUAAAUUCUAAGAGAUAUAUAAUUUUAUAUCAUAUUUUUAAUUAUAUACUUCAUAUUGAAGAAAUAAUUGUUUCAUAAUGACAAUGGAUAAAAAAUAUUG